GAACCGAAAAAAAGAAAAGGGAGAGGGAAAAGAACUUGUCCUUCCCUGUUCUCUCUGUUUUUUUGCAUCCAAGGAGGACGACGACUGCUAAGAAACCCCCAGCGAUGUCUCCUAUAAAUUGAGCUGAUCGUUUUGCUUGCGCCAGAACUCUUGUUCAUAUUUUACCAAUUGAAAGCUGUAAUCUGCUUCCCCAUCGUCAUCUCCUUCUCCGUCGGCUCUUGUUUGCAAUCAGCUCGACCCCGCCUAUAAAACGAGAAUGGCAUCCUCAGUUUUAAAUCAAGUCAUUGGGACACUUCAUAGCUUUGGUUCCUCUGAGAAAUCUCGCGAUCACCGGGAGCUUGGCAAAGUUUCCGUGAGAUUGCCAUUUAAGGUGCAGAGGUUUCAGGUUAUAGGGUUAAAACAAGAUAAUCAGAGGUCUGCUUCUUCUAUCAGAGCAUCAGCUUCUCAGACUUCUGUCUUUGAUCCUGUUUCGACGCCCUCAAACUCAAAGAGCACUUCCUCUGAGUCACGAAAGAAGUCAAAUGAGGCGGCAUUGAUACUGAUUAGACAUGGUGAGUCUUUGUGGAAUGAGAAGAACCUAUUCACAGGCUGUGUGGAUGUGCCGCUUACAAAGAAAGGCAUUGAAGAGGCAAUUGAAGCUGGGAAGAGAAUAAGCAACAUACCAGUUGACAUGAUUUAUACUUCUGCACUGAUUCGUGCCCAGAUGACUGCAAUGCUCGCAAUGACUCAGCACCGCCGCAAAAAGGUGCCAAUCAUUUUGCAUGACGAGAAUGAAAGAGCGCGGGUAUGGAGUCAGAUAUUUAGCGAAGAUACCAAGAAGCAGUCUAUUCCUGUCAUAACAGCUUGGCAGUUGAAUGAGAGAAUGUAUGGUGAAUUGCAAGGUCUUAAUAAGCAGGAAACUGCGGACAGAUAUGGGAAGGAGCAGGUUCACGAGUGGCGCCGAAGCUAUGACAUCCCUCCACCAAAUGGGGAAAGCUUGGAGAUGUGUGCUGAGCGAGCUGUUGCAUAUUUCAGAGAUGAGAUUGAACCUCAACUUCUAUCAGGAAAGAAUGUGAUGGUUGCUGCUCAUGGGAAUUCCUUGAGGUCCAUCAUUAUGUACCUCGACAAAUUGACUUCCCAAGAGGUUAUAAGCUUAGAGCUAUCAACUGGAAUUCCGAUGCUCUACAUUAUUAAGGAAGGCAAAUUCAUCAGGAGGGGAAGCCCUGUCGGACCCAGCGAGGCUGGGGUUUAUGCUUAUACGAGGACUUUGGCUCAGUACAGGCAGAAGUUGGAUGAAGUGGUGCUUUGAUAGUUAUGCUUUUGGAUCUUCUACUGAGGGUGUAGUAGUAAUUCGAUGACAAGAAAAGGCAGAUGUUGCCUUGUUGGGAUACAGAACGAAGCAUGUUCUUGAAUUAUAGAGUAGAAGGCCUGCUGCUGUUUUCGUGUUGUCUCUUUUCAAAUGCAUUGAUGAAGGCUGAUCUUUUUUGAGCCCGUCUACCGCAACCAUAGCUGUUGUUUAGAUUGUUGCAAAGCUGUAUUUCGUGAUCAAUGGACUGCGAGUAACUUCUCUGUCGUUCAGGGAUUAAUUGUUAGAUCUUCUCUCUCUUGUUCCAUCGAAUCUGUUUGGUGAUCAAAACUAUGUUCAUUGCA
Molecule: messenger RNA, 1629 nt
Organism: Punica granatum (pomegranate)
Lineage: Eukaryota; Viridiplantae; Streptophyta; Magnoliopsida; Myrtales; Lythraceae
Source: RefSeq, a predicted model, not a curated record